UUCGAAGAGUGAUCUACUUCCAGUAGCACUCCGAAUCAUCGUGAUGUAAUUCUCAACAGAAGUGCAACCCACCUGUUGGCAGGUGUUAGCCAGGCACGCACUGGAGCUUCACCAAGCUGCAACACCAAACUACGUCAUAGAUAUAUCAUCCAACCUCGACCAGCUUGAAUACUCGCCAAAAUAAUUCCAAAGCCGGUAGAAGUUAUCGAGAUGGCAUUAUGUAGGUAAUAAACCCUCGGUUUUCUUCAAUAAUUAUUUUUACUGGCAGCCACCAGAACCGAGAACAUUUGAGCCAUCUCCAUCCGCGCCAUUGAUUCAUCCCACUCACAGUCAUAUCAUAUCCUCAACGGAACUAAUUGCUACCCUUGAGCAAGGCCCACCUCCCAUUCCCAGUCCGUCCCCCCGGUCUACCCACGAUGCCAGGCGAGCAGAUUGACCGCCCCAACCCCCCACCGUUGCCGUCGCAUCUGCCCGACAACGUGCUGGAGUUGGCGGUGCGGCUCGAACGCAAGCCCCUGCCGGACGACGUCCGAGAUGGCCUCCGCGCAUUCCAGCGGGCGGCCUGCUACAUCGCCGCCGCGAUGAUAUUCCUCCGAGACAACGUCCUGCUCGAGUCCGAACUUCGGCUCGACCAUGUCAAACCUCGACUGCUCGGUCACUGGGGUACGUGUCCCGGCCUCAUCCUGGUCUGGUCGCACCUGGAUCUCUUGAUCCGCAACCACGAUCUGGACAUGAUCUACGUCAUUGGUCCCGGGCACGGAGCACCUGCCGCCCUCGCCGCGCUGUGGCUGGAGGGCUCGCUGGAGCGAUUCUACCCCGGAGAGUAUGAUCGCAACUCCACUGGGUUGCGGAACCUGAUCACGAGAUUCUCUGUUCCUGGGGGAUUUCCGAGCCAUAUAAAUGCCGAGACGCCUGGCGCAAUCCAUGAGGGCGGCGAGCUGGGCUACGCCCUUGCCGUCUCCUUCGGGGCGGUCAUGGACAAACCGGACCUGAUUGUCACCUGUGUGGUCGGUGACGGCGAGGCCGAGACGGGGCCAACCGCGACGGCGUGGCACGCAAUCAAGUACUUGGACCCCAAGGAAUCCGGCGCCGUCAUACCGAUCCUACACGCCAACGGUUUCAAGAUCAGCGAGCGCACCAUCUUCGGGUGCAUGGAUGACAAGGAGAUCGUGUGUCUGUUCACCGGUUACGGCUAUCAGGUUCGCAUAGUAGAAGACUUGGAUCAUAUCAACGAUGACGUACACAACGCCCUGGAGUGGGCGUUGGCCGAGAUCAAGAAGAUACAGGGCGCCGCGCGGGCGGGGAAGCCGAUCGUGAAGCCUCGGUGGCCGAUGAUAGUGUUGAGAACACCAAAGGGGUGGACAGGGCCAAAGAAGGUGGAUGGCAAAUUUAUCGAGGGGUCGUUCCGCUCUCACCAGGUCCCAUUGCCGAAGGCCAACAGCGAUGAGGCUCAGUUGGGGGAAUUAAAGGAGUGGCUAUCUCAUUACCAUAUCCAUGAACUACUCGAGGACGGCAAGCCGAAGGAAGCGGUGCUGAGUGUUCUGCCCGGAGAUAAGACAAAGAUGCUUGGCCAACUGAAGGAGACCUACGACCCGUACAUUGGACUGAAGACGGUCGACUGGGAAGGCUACGCCGUCGAGAAAGGGACAGACCAGAGCUGCAUGAAAGUGACAGGCAACUACCUCGACAAGGUCUUCCAGGCGAACCCCUCAACAAUCAGGCUCUUCUGCCCCGACGAACUGGAGAGUAACAAGCUGGACGCCAUACUGGAGCACACGCAGCGCAACUUCCAAUGGGACGAGUACUCGCGAGCAAACGGCGGGCGGGUGAUCGAGGUGCUAUCCGAGCAUGACUGCCAGGGCUUCAUGCAGGGCUAUACCCUGACCGGUCGCACCGCUCUGUUCCCGAGCUAUGAGUCUUUCCUGGGUAUCAUACAUACCAUGAUGGUGCAGUACUCCAAGUUCGUCAAGAUUGCACGCGAGGUCCCGUGGCGAGGAGAUCUGAGCUCCAUCAACUACAUCGAGACCAGCACGUGGGCGAGGCAGGAGCACAACGGGUUUUCCCACCAGAACCCGUCUUUCAUCGGGGCCGUCCUGAAUGUCAAGGCCGAGUCUGCUCGGGUCUACCUCCCGCCCGACGCCAACUGCUUCCUCAGCACCAUCAACCACUGCCUCCGAUCAAAGAACUACACCAACCUGGUCAUCGGCUCCAAGCAGCCCACGGCCGUGUACCUCUCGCCCUCAGAAGCAGCCGAGCACUGCCGCCAGGGCGCCAGCAUCUGGCAUUUUGCCUCCUCUGAGGACGAGAAGACCGACCCGGACGUGGUGCUCGUGGGUAUUGGCGUCGAGGUCAACUUCGAGGUGGUCAAGGCGGCGGAGCUGCUGCGGACGCUGUGCCCGGCGCUGCGGGUGCGCGUCAUCAACGUCACGGACCUGAUGAUUCUGGCCCCGGAGUCGAGGCACCCGCAUGCCCUGAGCCGGGCGCGCUUCCGCGAGAUGUUUACCGCCGACAGGCCCAUUCUGUUCAACUACCACGGCUAUGCGACGGAGCUGCAGGGCUUGCUGUUCGGCCGCCCCGAGGUGGAACGGAUGAGCGUCGAGGGGUACCGUGAGGAAGGGACGACGACGACGCCCUUUGACAUGAUGCUCGUGAACUGCGUGAGCCGGUUCGACGUGGUUGCGAGGGCGCUUAGGGCUGGGGCGAAGAACAACGAAGAGGUCCGGGGGAAGCUGGAUGGGUUGCUUAAGGAGGUUGAUAAGCGGGUGCGGGAGGUGCGGGACUACAUCACGAGUCACGGGAAAGAUCCUGAUGAUAUGUACAAGAUGCCGCAGUUCUGAGUUCCCAUUGGCUGUCGGAUUUGGGUUCAAGGAUGGACUCGACGUCUGGUUACGGCUUGAUAGACUCGCGGUUGAUACGUAUGUCGUCAAUCCAAGUAGCCAGGAAUCUGCCGCCUCGAAUGCCUCUUGCCGUCUUCAAGGUGGCCUUCGAAUUGAGGCCCCAAAUUGCAAACAAAGGUCCAACAUGAUCAUCACCAUAUUUAUCUAAAUCGGUCAAGUGUUGAGGCAGCUUGUCGUACCUGGUAGUAGCGCCGUUACCCCGCAUCAAUGUGACCAGGCGGGGCACGGCAAUCGACGGCAUAAGCCCAUAGUUGCGUCUCGAACGAGUGCGGAGGCCAAGCCUUUGGUGACGUUUGGGCGGUAAACUUGUGAGAA
Molecule: messenger RNA, 3212 nt
Organism: Phialemonium atrogriseum
Lineage: Eukaryota; Fungi; Ascomycota; Sordariomycetes; Cephalothecales; Cephalothecaceae
Product: D-xylulose 5-phosphate/D-fructose 6-phosphate phosphoketolase
Exons: 8
Coding region: 417-2837 (806 amino acids)
Biological process (GO): carbohydrate metabolic process
Molecular function (GO): aldehyde-lyase activity
Source: RefSeq, a predicted model, not a curated record